Messenger RNA from Salvia hispanica, 1086 nucleotides. RefSeq lists its product as uncharacterized. Gene Ontology annotation, molecular function: ubiquitin binding. The record is from RefSeq and is a predicted model, not a curated record. NCBI's taxonomy places the organism in Eukaryota, Viridiplantae, Streptophyta, Magnoliopsida, Lamiales, Lamiaceae.
AACCCUAAUUCCCAAUUCAAUUCCCAUCCAAUUUGAAUUCCAGGAAGAUACGACUACUCGAAUUCAAAUUAUUUGUUUUUAUUCCAUAAAAAUGUCAGCGAUCGUGUGUGGAAAGAGGUCCUACUUCGAGGACAUCGACGCCGGGGCGUCUUCACCGGCCGCUGCAUCGCUGCCAGCUUACAAGAAGCUCCGAUGUUCUUCUUCCACGUCGCCGGUUCGGUUCACGUACUCUCCGCCGGUACAAACUAGUUCGGUUGAUCAGCUCAAGGAUUUGUUUCCUGGACUGGAAAUCCAGAUUUUAGAGAAAGCUCUGGAAGAGUCUGUCAAUAACUUGGAUUUGGCUAUAAAGAAACUUCAUGAGUUUUGUCGUGGACAUGUGAAUGACAAGAUUGACACAACUGGAGAAAAUGCAACCAUGGAAAAAGUUGCAUCACAAACCAGCGGGGAUUCAGUUCCUUUGCAGGAGCCUCAAACUCAAAACAAUCUGCCGGCAGAUGGUGCAGAAUGGGUGGAUUUAUUUGUGAGGGAGAUGAUGAGUGCUACUAGUAUAGAUGAUGCAAGAUUCCGAGCAGCCAGCAUACUGGAGAGUUUGGAGAAAUCUAUAAGCUCUCGGGCCAGUGUUGAGGCAGCUCAAAACUCUCAUAAGGAAAAUUUGAUGCUGAAGGAACAUAUCGAGGUUCUUCUCCGGGAUAAUGCCAUCCUCAAACGUGCUGUAGCCAUCCAGUACGAUCGCCAAAAGGAAAAUGAUGAGAAGAGCCAAGAGGUGCAACAUGUAAAGCAAUUGUUAGCACAGUAUCAGGAGCAGAUUCGAACUCUUGAGGCAAAGAACUACGCCUUGACACUGAGUUUGCAGCACUCUCAGCUAAACAACUCAUUUCCUGGGCAUUGCAAUCCUGAUGUAUUCUAAUAAAUAGCAGCCGCGCUUGGUGGAACAAGGAGUCGGAUUCGUUGACGUUGUGGUUUCUGUUGAGAAUUUUUGUUGAGGAUUUGUUAUAGUGCAUUGUGAUUUUGUUACGGUUGUGUUUUGGUUUGUGCGUAUUUCACUGCUACAAGUGUUUUUAAUUAAAGCAAUUUUUCGAUUUCCCA